AUCUUGUCGAAGGCAGGAUCAUGACCAGCGGGAAGACGUCGGGCUCGUUCACCUCCAGCGCGCUUGCGGUGAGCACGGAGAGCAAAGCCCGCCUUGCCACGGACGACGAAAUCAACGACGCCCGCUGGUACCGUCUCCGAAAACUUGGGAAGAAGGGGUACUGCCAGCUUCAGACUACCAAGGGGAACAUCAACGUCGAGAUCCACUGCGACAUCGUUCCGCGCAUGGCCGAGAACUUCCUGGGACUGUGUGAGAAGGAGUACUACGAUGGGACCAAGUUCCACCGAAGCAUUCGUAAUUUCAUGCUUCAGGGGGGAGACCCGACGGGGUCCGGGCGGGGAGGCGAGAGCUACUGGGGCGGCAAGAUCAAGGACGAGUUCGAGUCCCGCAUGACGCACGACAAGAGGGGCGUGCUGAGCAUGGCCAACUCGGGACCGGACACGACGGGCUCGCAGUUCUUCAUCACGUACAAGUCGUGCAGGCACCUCGACAACCAACACUCCGUCUUCGGCAGGGUGGUCGGUGGCAUGCCAGCGCUGGCCGCGAUAGAGGCGGUCCCCACAGACUCGAAGGACAAGCCGAGAGAGGACAUCGUGCUUGUCAAGGCGACGGUGUUCAGCAACCCUGUCACGGAGAUGGAGGACGCGCUGGAGCAAGAGCUGCAGGCCAAGAUCGACGCGAGAGAAGUGAGCAAGGGAGGCAAGAAAGUCGACAAAGUCCGCACCGCUCGCCCCCGACCACGACCGAAUCGGCUGGGCAAGCAACCCGACGCCAGAAGCACGGCCGGGCACCAAGACCGGCACAUUGCAGAACACUGGCUCUCGAACAUGUGCGACCUGUACGAACCCGAGGGUGAGGCCUUUGUGUCCCCCGGGGAUUCAUGGCGUUCGUGCACGGGGCUUCUGACAGAUGCGUCGUUACCUCCAAGGUUAACGAGUGGCGCUGACAUCCCGGGAAUAGAGGCUUUGUUGACGCCCCCCGGGUAUUUGUUUGCCCUCCUCCUCCCUUCAGCCGCGACCACCCUGCCCCGCUCGGCGUCGAUGUCGUCGGCCGCCACAGCACCGGAAGGAGCGGCAAGAGCGGCCGGAGUUAGCGCGGCCGGCAGCGGCAGCAGCAUUAACUGGGCAGACCCGGCGAUUGACGCGGCCGCGCGUGCUACCGCUGCCGCGGCAAAGGGGAAGGCGAAGGCGAAGGCGAAGAAGGGAGGCGCUGGCGGAUUUGGAGAUUUUUCGGAGUGGUAGACUCGCGCUGUUCCACGUGUCGCGGGCCUAUG
Ectocarpus sp. CCAP 1310/34 is the source of this 1273-nucleotide messenger RNA. NCBI's taxonomy places the organism in Eukaryota, Phaeophyceae, Ectocarpales, Ectocarpaceae. The record is from the annotation of a GenBank genome assembly.